GCGUGGUUUGACCUCAUUUGCAUCGAAAUGGGUGUGGUCUGCGCUCAUUUGCAUACAAAAGGGGCGUGGCCAGCGGGGCGGCCUAUAUCGAGGGCAGCGCUGGGCCGCCCCAUCCCCAGUGCGCCAGCGGGAUCCGAGCGCUGCGGGCGGCGGGGGUCGGAGGAACCGGGAGCGAAGGUCCGAGGGGGGGAAGGUCCGAGGGGCGAAGUUCUCGGUGGCGAAGUUCUCGGUGGUCCCACGCUCAGCCGCCUCAACCCACCCCCCCGAGCCCGACCACCCCCCCCCCAGCAUGAAAGCCAUCAGCCCGGUGCGGUCGGUCAGGAGCUGCUACGAGGCCGUCUGCUGCCUCUCGGAGCAGAGUUUGGCCAUCGCCCGCAGCAGCAACAACAAGAGCCCGGCGCUGGAAGAACCCAUGAACCUGCUGUACGACAUGAACGACUGCUAUUCCAAAUUGCGGGAGUUGGUGCCGGGCAUCCCGCAGGGCACCAAGCUGAGCCAGGUGGAGAUCCUCCAGCAUGUCAUCGAUUACAUCUUCGACCUGCAGAUCGUGCUGGAGGAGGGGGCCAAGGGGCGCGACCCUUCCUCGGAGGCCACCCUGCUGUCCCUUAAGGCGGCCGAGCUGGCUUCCGAGCUGUGCUCCAAAGACGAGAGAAGUUUGUGUCACUAACGCCUCCUCCAUCAGUGCCAAUUAGCAAACACGCACCGACCGUCGGUUCCCGAUUCGUUAUCAGCCGGAGGUAACGAGCCGCUUCCUGCACGGCGCCGGGCGGCUGCGGCCCCCCCCGGCCCCCUCCCACCUCGUGCUGUGCUAUGGGGCUGCGGACCCUCCCGUGCUGCGCUAUGGGGCUGCACCCACCUCCCCUCACUUCGGGGGCUCCUUCAAUGCCCGACCACAUCCAGAAAUCGGGAGAGAUGCGGCUGCUGACCCCCACCCGGAGCUGCUCCCCCCACCCCCACCACCUCGGGGCCGCCCCCGCUGCGGCUUUUGGAGCGGCGUUCGCCAAAUCCCGGCUUUAUUUUAGGACUUCUUCUUUUCUUUAGGACUUCUUUCAACCCGCUGAUAAACGAGACACUUUCUUCGAUAGACUGGUGAAGAUGCGGUUGUCUGUAUAUUUUUGGAUUAUAGUGAGCGAGUCCUUUGUAAA
This is a messenger RNA of Numida meleagris (helmeted guineafowl), 1145 nucleotides long. RefSeq names its product inhibitor of DNA binding 3, HLH protein (gene ID3). The record is from RefSeq and is a predicted model, not a curated record. The transcript has 3 exons. NCBI's taxonomy places the organism in Eukaryota, Metazoa, Chordata, Aves, Galliformes, Numididae. Gene Ontology annotation, molecular function: protein dimerization activity; transcription regulator activity. Gene Ontology annotation, biological process: circadian regulation of gene expression; negative regulation of transcription by RNA polymerase II; cell differentiation. The coding region runs from base 290 to 667 and encodes 125 amino acids. Gene Ontology annotation, cellular component: cytoplasm; nucleus.